Messenger RNA from Anolis carolinensis (green anole), 11674 nucleotides. It is a transcript of the gene spata13, whose product is annotated as spermatogenesis associated 13. Lineage: Eukaryota; Metazoa; Chordata; Lepidosauria; Squamata; Anolidae. The coding region runs from base 1650 to 5450 and encodes 1266 amino acids. The transcript is spliced from 13 exons. Gene Ontology annotation, molecular function: protein binding; guanyl-nucleotide exchange factor activity. The record is from RefSeq and is a predicted model, not a curated record.
GACCUUUAGCCUUCUCGGACAAAGAAUCCUGGUUCCUCACCAAACUAAAACUCCUAGGAUUGCAUAGCACUGAGCCAUAACAAAGUGGUGUCAAACUGCAUUAACUCUGCAGUUUAGUAGAUGUACCCACUGUGGCUCAGAGGGAGGCCUGCUUUUUCCUUAGAAGCCUCCUUUGAACUUGAGCACCCUCCUCUGCCCCCUCUUAUUCCCCCCUCCUCUUCUUCAUCUCCUCCUUUGCUUCCUUUUAUUGUUCCCCUAUUUCUUCUUCCUACUCCUCUUCUUCCCCAUUCUCCUCCUCUUCCUCCUCUUUUUUAUUUAUUUACUGUGUUUAUAUCCUGCUCUUCUCACUCCUGAAGGGGGACUCAGGACUGCUUACAAAUUAUGGCAAUAUGUGUAAUUCAAUGCCAGAUUCAGACAAUAUCAAUAACAGUAAAACACAAUAUUAGAGCCCCUAGUGGUGCAGUGGGUUAAAGCUCCGAGCUGCUGAAAUUGCUGAUCGAAAAGUCAGCGGUUCAAAUCCAGGGGGCAGGGUGAGCUCCUGCUGUUACCCCAGCUUCUGCCAACCUAGCAGCUUGAGAAAAUGCCAAUGUGAGUAGAUCAAUAGGUACCACUCCGGUGGGAAGGUAAUGGCACUCCAUGCAGUCAUGCCAGUCAGAUGACUUUGGAGUUGUUUACAGACAAUGCUGGCUCUUCAGCUUAGAAAUGGAGAUCAGCACCAAUUGCCAGAAUCCGACAUGACCAGACUUCAUGUCAGGGGAAAACCUAAACCUUGACCUAUAACACAAUAUUAUAAAACUGUUAAAAUAUACAUAUCAAUUAAAAUAAUAUUUCAAACAAUUAAAACAUAUCAAAAGUAUCAAAAGUCUAGCUCCAACUGAGCUUUGCAAACAUUGACCCAAUUGCUUUGCUGUUCUUCCGUCAUACUUAUGGGUCAUGUUAAUUCCCAAAGGCUUGCUUAAAUUGCCAGGUCUUAAGAUUCUUUCUGAGGCUUAAGAGAGAGCGGGCUGUUCAGCCCCCUCCUUUCUAAAGGACAGGAGGGAGGGAGCUGAUCUAAUAUCACCAGGGAGGGAGUUCCACAGCCGAGGGGCCACCACUGAGAAGGCCCUGUCCCUCGUCCCCACCAAGUGCAAAGGAGAUGGGACUGAGAGCAGGGCCUCUCCAGAAGUUUAUAACCUUUGAGAUAGUUCAUAGAGGGAGAUACGUUCAGACAGGUAAGCUGGGCCAGAACUAUUUAGGGCAGUGGUUCUCAACCUGUGGAUUUCCAGAUGUUUUGGCCUUCAACUCCCAGAAAUCCUAACAGCUGGUAAACUGGCUGGGAUUUCUGGGAGUUGUAAGCCAAAACACCUGGGGACCCACAGGUUGAGAACCACUGAUUUAGGGCGUUAUAAGUUAAAGCCAGCAUUUUGAAUUGUGUUCGGUAGCAGACUGACAGUCAGUGGAGCUGAUGCAACAGGGGAGUUGUAUGCUCCCUGUGCCCCCCUCAGGCAGUACAGACUACUGGAGAGCUAAAUUCGCACAACAGAUGUGAACACAACAACCCAAAAAGAUUCACAGAUGAAGAAGAAAGGCUUCCGUUUGGAGAGUAUGAAGAGGAGAAGGCUUUGGGUGUGAGCUACAACUCCCUCUGUCCUCAUGCAUGCACUGAAAACAUGUCCGCGUACCAGAAUGGCUGUGGAAAUGGCACCUCGGUUGCCUGUAUAGUGAUGGAUAAGAAAGAAUCUAGGAAUAAUGCUACCUCAUUAUGUCAUAAUGGGAGGUGUGACAUGAGCAGCAGCUAUGAAAAUGAAAGCCAGGAGGAUAAAACCAGCCCUUCCAAAAUCAUGCGCUUUUUUUCCAUCAACGUGGAAAGGCCUCACUCCUUGAUAGUGAUGGGGAACUCCUCAACGUGGAAUGCGUUGUCUUCUAUUAGAAAAAUGGGAUCGUUCAAGAAGUUAAAAUCCCCGGUUCUCCCAGGAAUUCCAGGCACGGAAGAUGCGGACAACUUACACACCAGCAUUUCAGAUAAUGAUAUGAGAAAGCGUGUCCCAAACAAUGCAACUGUGAGAGUUCAGACUAACAGGUAUUCUUAUUCAGGGCCCCUGCAUGAUUUGCAGAGUACAGCAGAUAACUCUGUAGUUUCUGAUAAUUCAGAUGGGGAGGAAAGCGACGAUUCCUUCCUACGGAAUACUCGUCGGUCACGCAGCAUCAGGCGUGCCUAUGGGGUUGGCCGUAUAAAUUUAUUAGACACUGACAAAAUUCAGGAUCAUCAGGACAGCACAAAGAACAUGUCCCCUACCAUCCAGGAACCCCAGAUAUGCGAAAUUGUCGUGAAAGAUUCUGAAAGCAGCAAAGUCAUCUACAGGAGGAGCAAGAGCACAGAUAACCUGAACUUUCUGAAAAAAAGUUCAUUCAAAAGGAAGUCAACCUCAAACCUCACUGACCUCAGAGUUGUAAAUGAAAAGCAAACUCCUCCGAGGACAACAAGCACUUCGUCCGCCGACUCUGACAAAACCCACAGGAACUCCGAGCGGAGAUCAAAACGCUGGAAAAGCCCCAUCAGAGCGAAGGAUUUUGACCGAGUUUUGAAGCUUGUCAGCAAUGUCACUGAUGUUGCGUUGAAGAAAGACAGUCCGAAGAGUGAAAUUCCACCUUCCAACGAGCAGAACCAGAGAACGAGGCCAAACAGUAGGCUGCAUGAUGAUUAUUCGCGCCGGGUUUCUAGCAACACUGAAAAUGAGAAGCGGAAAUGCCCACCUUCCCGAAGUAGUCAAGAUUCAACAGUUUGCAGAUCUAGCGUCCAGAGUUCUGAAAAUGACAAUGCUGGGACAACGGUGUUAACCCUUGAUGCCAGCAGCAAUAGGAUAUCCUCUUGUGAACUUUCGGACUCUAUUUGUUUAUCCCCUCCUCUUCAGGACAUGGAGCCAAUUCCAAAUGAAGUGUUUUAUGAAGACUCAGAAAGGCCCCAAAGUUCCAGCCAGUUUACAUGCACCACCCAGCAUCCUGUCGUCCCUCCUAGGCCUUCUGUGCCCAAGCCUCAGAGCCCCAGUAUUGAAAACAUCAAGUGCAAUAUGAAUUCCCACUGCCCCGACCGGCACAGCACCUUGUCGCUCAGCUCAAUGGAAAGUGAGGAAAGGGGGGAGGGUCCUUCCACAAAGCUGGGAAAAAGUCCUGUUUAUUUCCAGGACUCCGUGCAAGCUGUGUACUACGACGACACAAAUGAAGACAGUGGCAUCAGCAGCCACUCCCAGCUAAGUCUCAAUUUAGCUCUGAGUGCUGAUGAAAAGAAGGAAGAGGUUGUUACUGAUGAUCACUGGAAGAAGAAUCCCCCAAUUCAAGAUGAAGAAAGAACGGAUGCUCAAAAAGUCACAACUAGAAGAUGGGGUUCUGGAAAGAGAUCGCGACCUCGACCCCUCUCAGAUUACGGCCAGCUGGCAAUUAGGAGUUUCUCAAUACCAGAAGAUUCUGUCCCCGUGGAGACUCCGGAAGUGGACUGUGUGGAUGAUGGGAGUGAGUCAAGAUCACCUCCCAAUGACCCAUUGACUUCCACAGUAGCCAACCAAAGAGGACACAAAAGAAGACCCAUCUCGGUUAUUGGUGGGGUCAGUUUUUAUGGCAACAAGCAAACAGAAGAAAUAACAGAUCUACUUACACAACCACUUUCCCGCCCUCCGGUACCAGCACAUCAGGUUCCUCCUUACAAGGCUGUCUCGGCCAGAUUCCGUCCCUUCGCCUUUUCGCAAAGCACACCCAUCGGUCUGGAUAGAGUUGGAUGCAAGCGGCAAAUGAGAGCGUCUCAUGGUGCUGUAGAUGGUGGGACUGAGUCUUCUGCCUUAGGGGAUGACAACGGUAGUGAGGAAGAUUACAGCUAUGAGGAGCUCUGCCAAGCCACCCCGAGGUAUUUGCAGCCUGGAGGAGAACAGCUAGCCAUCAACGAGUUGAUAAGCGAUGGGAGCAUGGUGUAUGCAGAGGCACUCUGGGAUCACGUGACCAUGGAUGACCAGGAAUUAGCCUUCAAAGCUGGGGAUGUCAUCCAAGUCCUUGAAGCUUCAAACAAGGACUGGUGGUGGGGAAGAAAUGAGGACAAGGAAGCCUGGUUUCCGGCUAGUUUUGUCAGGCUUCGAGUCAACCAGGAAGAACUUGCAGAAAACUGUGGCAGCCUCCAAGAUGAAGAGCCAAAUGCAGAACCUGGGAAACACCGUCAAAAAAUGGCAGAAAACAAGGAUCAGAUGAGAACAAAUGUUAUUCGGGAAAUAAUGAAUACAGAACGAAUCUACAUCAAACACCUCAAGGACAUCUGUGAAGGGUACAUUCGGCAAUGUCGUAAACAUACCGGCAUGUUCACUGCAGCCCAGCUAAACACAAUAUUUGGAAAUAUCGAAGACAUUUACAAAUUCCAAAGAAAAUUCUUAAAAGAUCUAGAAAAGCAGUACAACAAAGAAGAGCCCCACUUAAGUGAAAUAGGAGCCUGCUUUCUUCAACAUCAAGAAGGUUUUGCCAUAUACUCCGAGUAUUGCAACAAUCAUCCCAGUGCCUGCAUUGAACUCUCCAACCUGAUGAAACAGGGCAAGUACCGCCACUUCUUUGAGGCUUGCCGCCUACUGCAGCAAAUGAUUGACAUUGCCAUUGAUGGUUUUCUGCUCACACCUGUUCAGAAAAUCUGCAAAUACCCGCUGCAACUGGCAGAAUUACUUAAAUAUACCACUCAGGAACACAGUGACUACAAUGACAUAAUCGCAGCCUAUGAAGCCAUGAAGAAUGUUGCUUGCCUGAUCAAUGAACGGAAACGAAGGCUAGAAAGCAUAGACAAGAUUGCUCGCUGGCAAGUGUCUAUAGUCAACUGGGAGGGCCAAGACAUUUUAGGCAGAAGCUCUGAACUGAUCCACUCGGGAGAACUGACUAAAAUCUCCAAGCAAGGCAAAAGCCAGCAGAGGACUUUCUUUCUCUUUGACCAUCAACUUGUAUUCUGCAAGAAAGACCUGCUGAGAAGGGACAUGUUGUAUUACAAGGGCCGCAUGGACAUGGACGAGGUGGACGUGCUGGACGUUGAGGAUGGCAGAGACAAGGACUUAAAUAUCAGUGUAAAAAAUGCUUUCAAGAUUGUAAAUACUGUUACAGAAGAGGUCCAUCUGUUCUGUGGGAAAAAACCAGGGGAUAAGAAGAAGUGGCUGGAGGCCUGUGCUAGUGAGAGGAGGCGAGUGCAAGAAGACAAAGAAAUGGGAAUGGAAAUAUCAGAAAAUCAAAAGAAGCAAGCCAUGCAAAAUGCACGGAAGUCCAGGCACGGAAAGAUGAAAGGCGUCUACAGUGGGUGCCCAGUGGCACCGCCCCACCAGAGUUUACAUCCCAUCCACCAACGUCACAUCACGGUGCCCACCAGCAUCCCACAGCAACAGGUGUUUGCCCUGGCAGAGCCAAAACGGAAGCCAUCCCUUUUCUGGCACACUUUCAACAAAUUGGCCCCAUUCAAGAAAUGAAUGCUUGCUUGGUGGUUCCCGAACUAAAAGACCUUCUGGUAAAGAAGAGCCAUUUGCCAGCAAACAAUUCAUUGGUUCAGCUGGAAUACCACAGAUUCUGUUCUGGAGGGAAAGGGUUAAGAUCUUCUUAACCUUUUUGCUGUAAUCUGUUGAGAAGGAUGAAGUUCAGACUCUUCACUUGAAGAAGGCUGUGUGUGAGCUGAAGCUAUUGUUGGUGCGUGUCAAUAAACAUUGUUAAUGAGGAACCCGUCACUUGGUCACAAAGGCAACUUGCUUCAAGCCCAGAACAGUGGCAUAGUGUUCAUACUGUACUUGUACCAAAGGAAUGGUUAAAAUCUCUUGGUCAUUUUGCCUGUCUUAAUAAUGAAUCAAUGGCCAAAUUUAGAAAUAGGAAGGCAAGCAAUUCUGUUCCCUGCACAGCAUGUUUGCAAAGCGAGGUUUCACCUCUGCAGGCAAGUGGAUCUCAUGUGAUCAAAUUGCUGCUAAUGCAAGAACUGCUGAACCUCAGGCCUUCCUGUUUGUCUUAAUAUGCUGUCUUUUUCUGUUAAUUUAACGAAGUGGGAAAAGGACUUCCUGCAAAGCCUUAACAUUUGUCCCACAAAAUGGGAGCAACUGUUAAUUUGAUGACAUAAAUAAAUAAACAUGCAUUUUUAUUUGCUGUUUGAUAUAAUGAAGGAAGGGACCCAAUGCAUUGUGGGUUUUAUUCUUACCAAAAGUGGUUAUUUUGUUGCAUGAAUUGUAUGCUUUUCAGAAAAUAGUGUUGUUUUAUUUUGUUACCUGCAGCUUUUGGGAAUUGCUUCUGUGAUUUCUAGUAUGCCUGCUUUUACACUAUGUAAAACUAUGCUCAUUUUAAUGGCACUACUAUACAAAAAUACAAAUAAUAUAAAGCAACAGAAAUGUGGGAAAGUGUUCAGAGAAAGUAUGUUUUGGUAGUUAUAUCCCAUAAAUACGGGCAUUCUUUUGCAUGAGUCCUAGAAAAGAUCCCUCCCAAAGUUUCCAAACUGGUAUUCGAUUUGUUUUUCUUCAAGUACACAUGAAGAAGCUGUUUCACAACAUUUCUUUGAUGUGACAUCAAAAGGAUCCUACACCAGGGACCAUCUGGUGUCAUCAGAAAUGAACUUUGAUAAAAACUCAGGUCAAAUGGGACCCAUUUAUGAAUUAUUAAAAUAGUAUCUCUUUCUUUUGAUUCACUUUGUUCUGUGAACGGAAGUUGUUUUUUAAGAUAACUUUUACAAAAUAUUCCACUAUCAUAAAUUAAAAUUUAUGGUACAUGCUAUUGCUUCCCUGAUGUUACAGCAUGUACCAUUUUUUACUUAGUGGUCAUAUAUUAUAAAACCUAUACUAGUAUGCAUUGUUAGUGGGGUAAACUGAGACAACAGACAUAUUUCAUGUUUGAUUUCUUGAGUACAAGUCAAUUCAACUGGCCAACUUAAGUUGAAAAACUGGGACAUUUUCUAACAAGGAAGGAUUCACAAUUUUUUAAAACUGGGGAAGCAUGUUGAUGUUUUGGGUGUAAAUCUGUUAAAGUUUAUAGUUUAACAGUUGCAUUAUGUGAAAGGCAAUGAGCCAAGUUUCUUAAUCACAGGGUAAAAUAUAAACCAUGUUUGCCUGUUAGCCUAAUAUUUGCUAAGAAUUUAAUCCCUUUGAAUUCAAUGGCACUGCCUUUUGAGUAGACAUGAUUAAAUGUGAGCUGUUAAUUCUCUUCCUUUUCUUUUCUCUCUCCAGUCAAAGACAGCACUUUUGUUCCAAUUUAUUUCAGUAGGAAUGUAUACAUUUUUAAAAAAAAUUGAACUCAGUGAAAUUUAAAAGUCCCACAGUUUGGUUGGAUUUUGUUACAAUAUACAUACAUAAAAUAAAAGAUGGUUCACUUGAUUGGCAGCUUCUGUAAUAAACAAAAAUGCUGUAUACUGUAUGCUCAUGUAUAAGUCUAGACGUUUAAGUGAAAAAAUCACGCACACCCCUUCACAAAACUGGGUCAACCUAUCAAGGGGUCAGUGCGAAUAGUGUACAUUAACUCUUUACCAAAAAAGGACCAAGCUCUUCUGAGCCCUCUGUGGCAUUCACAUGACACACUGUUCGACUAAGUCACCUUACACGCGGAGCAAUGCCACGUAACGCAGCUUGGCCCUGUGUUAACUGAAGUUGGAGAAUGCCCCUCAGAGUUUCCCCACACUUUGGCCACAUGUAACAGGUGGAAUAGUUCCGAUUCAGAAGAAGCACCAACCCACUCUACUCUUUCCAGUGUAUCACUGCUUCUGACCUUCUUAAAUGUUUGGGCAGGAAAAUGGCAAUGGCCAGAGGCAGCUUACCCCCUAAAGUAGCAGUGAAGCUUCCCUUUCUCAACAAUGGCCCUCGACUUAUCCACAGGUCACAUCAAAAUCCACAAUUUUGGCCCCUAAACUUGCUCUCAACUUAUAUAUUAGGUUGCCUUACAUACAAGCAUGUACAGUAUGUUGUGAGAACGUGCACAUGUUGACAGAAAAUAACUUUGUAUGUGUUGAUGGGUGUAUAUUAAAACAAUUGCUUUCAGUUAUUCAUGUUCUAUAAUAAUAAUAAUAAUAAUAAUAAUAAUAAUAAUAAUAAUAAUAAUAAUAAUAAUUUUUACCCUGCCCCAUCUCCCAACAAGGGAGAUUCUGUUAUAGCAGAAUCUACCAUGCUGUGAUUCUCAGUGCUUGCUUUUCAGUAUUGAUUCCUCCCCCCCACUCCCAAAAUGUAACAGCCAAGAACUGGAUUUAUGGAAUUAUAAACUGGCAUUUUACUUAAAACUCUUUCUGAAUUAUUAAGUAAAUUACUGCAAUGGAUAUCUAUAUUUGCUACAAAAACAGAUGCCCCUUUAGCUGUACAUUUAUCAUUUGCUUUAGGACUACAACCCUAAAUGUGUAGAGGUUGGGAAAGCAAGGAUUUUCAACUCUCACUCAAUUCAACUUGCUCCACUCGCAUUUUAAAAAUUCGACCUGAAAUUAUUUCAAACAAGAAAGACUUGGAACUAAAUGUGAUAUAUUCUUACCUCCUCGUAGAAAGGUGCUAGCUUGCUAUGCUCUUUUCUAGGGAGGUCUUCAGUCUUUCCAGUUGACGAUCUCUGGCUACUGAAUGUACUAAAUCCUGUUGAAUAUGACAGAAGCUUGCUGCCUUAGGCUUGUACUUAUGCAACCCUUUCACAUUACACAAUUGUUCCACCUUAACUGUCCUGGAUCCAUCCUCAGGGAUCCUGAGGUUUUAGGGGAGGAUAUUCAGAAUUCUGUGCAACAAGAGUCCAAGCGCCUCACCAAAUUACAAACCCUAUGAUUCCAUAGUUUGAACCCAUAGCAGUUAACCUGUAAAGCUGAAAUUGUGUAGCCAGAAAGAACUUUCCAUUUUGCUGAUCCUGUUAACUCCAUUUCUGUUGGAUUUCCGUGUUAGAAAUGACUGACAGUUAGACAUAGAUCAGGAUGCUUGUGUUCAUUAACAUUUCAAAAUACUCAACACUUUGUGAGAGGCUACAGGAUUAGAAUGAAACAUCAACCCUACAAAACAUAACAAUUCCUAUGCUGAAUGCUGAGUUUCUAAAAAUUACUUCAUGCUGCCUAUUUUACAGAAAAUUCAGGAUGUUGAUUCAUUCUUACCAGGGUCUUUUUGCAAAAUCUUUUUCAUUGUUUGCCUGGAACUAGACUGUUUCAGCUAAUAAGGCACUCCUUGACAUAUCCAAGUGAUGUUUGUCAAGAGAAGUUGUGCUUUUGUUGUGCUUGGAAAAGGUUACCCUUUUCACCACAACUCCCAUUUACAUUAAGCAAGUACAAUCAGUGGGAGUUGUAGUCCAAAAGAUUCAAAUUCUGAGAGUUGUCCGGAUACAACUUCUCAAAACUCUUGAGUAUACAAAACAAGGCAAUAUAUGGAUAUAUCCAUAUCUUCUGCUGAGACCAAUAACCUGGGUGUGGCACCCAAGUUAAAAUUGUUUUGUGUGAGAAGUGAAGUUUACUACAGGUUCCUGUGGGCAUUAUUUAUAUCUUUAUUCUCAUUAGGAUUACUCUUUGUGUCUUUCCCUUCCAGACCAACUACUGUUACUGUUUUCACACUGAUAAAAAGGCAAAAAGCUCAUACUUGCCUGUAGUUUCAUUGAUGUUACUUUCUUCAGGAAAUUCCCAAAUAUUGCAAAGACUUAUAUCAUUACUCAGGUCACUUAGGAACAAUGUUCUGCACAUACUAUAUGUACAAACCUUUACUGAACCAUUUCUGCCCCCACUCCCCCUCCACACACACCUUUGCAAUCUAUUUUUGCUUUGUAUGAAGAUGUUUACUGCAUGUUAGAGUGCACAAGUUAAUAACAGGUUAUUUUUUGUUUUUAUUCUUAAUUUAAUUUUCAAAUGACUUUGGAAUCCUAGGAGGCCAGAAAAAUCCACUAAAUUUAUAGUAUCACGGGCUCUUGGAUGCAAAUGUUAUGCUCUCAACCAACGUGACAUUACCCAAGAAAUUCAGGGUAGUUCUGGCCAGGAUCCAAAGAACAAUUUCCACUUAAUCUUGCCCAGUAUUUUUUUUGAAUCCCACCUUCACUUCCACCUCAAAGAUUACUGUGAUGUAUUGCAAACUAAUUUUACAAAUCUGCACACAUUUGCACUAAAACCCCUUUGAGCACACAGAUAACAGUGGAGGGGUUUUUGACCUCCUGAUCCAGGUAUAUGUGAAAAUCAGCUAUAUAUUUAUGAUGACUCUAACACAGCUCAUCAUAUGCUUGCCGUGAUAAAAGUCUCAUUACUUUCAUUCCAUUUGAAAUAAUACAGUUGACUUGAACUGCACAGAUCAAUAUCACUGUUGUACCCACAUCAGAAUUAAGCUCAUUGGCUGUGACAAUAAUGCUGCCGGCAGAAAUGCCCCAUAGACAUUGUGAUGACAGGGGAUACAGAUCUAUCUUCACUCAUAUUCUACCAUUAUUCUCAAUUUCGAGCCCACACAUAUUGUCAGACUACUUCAUUUCACUAUUUAUUUAAUGUCAUGUAUUUAAUUUAUAUCUUGCCUUUCUCCCAAUAAGAACCCAAGGUGACUUGCAAUGGACGAACAUACUAUAUUAGAUACAAAAGAUGAAAAACAAGUAACCAUAUUGAAAUCAUUUAGACAGUUUAAAAAGGCAAUUGAAAUGUAGUAGUAAUAGUAGUAGUAGUAAUAAUACAGACCUCAUCAUCCCUGCUUAUUAGAUGUGUUGGUUGAGGAUGGUAGGAGUUGUAGUUCAACCAUCUCUAGGGACCCAAAGUUUAGAACCGAUCAAUUAACACUGUAGAGCACAAUUGAUGCCUCACAUCACUAAAGCACUGACCAUUGGCCUUUAUACAUGGAAAGAAGAAAAGGAUACACUUUCUCUUUUCCACUGGCAGCAAACGCUAGCUCCCUUGCUUCCUACUAGAAUGUUAUUUUUCUCCAGAUAAUGGCAUUAACAAUUGAAAUAUUUCACAUAUUGCUGUGUUUUUUAAAAACUGGCGUUUUAUUUUUUAGCUUGGAGUUUGAGCCAAAGGACAUUAGCCAUAAUAAAAUGCUAUACUGUAUAUUGUCUGCUGCCUUUCUUUCUCAAUGUGUAUGACAACUGCAUAUGGAAGAUGCCUUCCAAAUUAAUAUGUAGUUUAAAAUUAUUAUACUUACUAGCGCUGCUUUCUUUAACUUGUAGCUGUUGACAGCUAAAGCAUAAUGUAUAAGAUCCUUUUACAUUCAUAUAUAUAUAUAUAUAUAUUUGCUGUUAAGUAAUCUAUGUGGCCAGAUUUGUUUGCAUUCAGGAUGUAGGCUUAUCUUUACAUUUUAAAAGAUCUGUUUUCAUAAAAUGUAUAUACAAACAUGCAUUCCACUUACCUUGUUCUAACUGGUUUAUGGUUUAAUUUGUGUAAGUUGACAUUUCUCAGAUGUGUCUUAUAAUUUCAUUGUACAGUUAUAAUUUUUGUGACUUUUUCAUAGUGUAUAAAAUCCUGGAUGUGAGCUUUAAGUAUUCGAAGGCCAAAAUUAUUGUGUUUUUCUAUAUUUGGCUCACUCACAGUUUUGUGCGAUGAAUCUGAGGUCAAAGAAAUGAAUUGCACCAUGCCUAAACAGAACUGCCUUUUUCAAAUUCAAGCAGAUUGAGAGAUCUGUAUUCCAGACUUCUAUUGUAGGAUGCGCUUUUGUUUCAUCACUGAAAAUUAUUAUUUCAACUAUCUGUAUCACCCUGACACCAAAAACUACUUUCAUAUCAAUGAAUUUGCAAAUAAAAUAGAGAGUGAGCAUUUUUCCUUUAA